Molecule: messenger RNA, 2688 nt
Organism: Prinia subflava (tawny-flanked prinia)
Lineage: Eukaryota; Metazoa; Chordata; Aves; Passeriformes; Cisticolidae
Gene: FBXO16
Product: F-box protein 16
Exons: 8
Coding region: 184-1182 (332 amino acids)
Molecular function (GO): protein binding
Source: RefSeq, a predicted model, not a curated record
CCCCAGAGGUUGCCAUGGGGACGGGAUGCGGAUGGGCGGGAGGAGGAGGAGGGCGCUGAUUGGCUGGAGCCGCCCCCUCCUGGGGUUGCCAUAGCGACGGGAUGCGGACAGGGGGGAGGAGGAAGAGGAGGACGCGGCGUCUGCAGGCGGGAGGAGGAAGCCCUCCGCGGAUCCGCCCUCUCCAUGGCGUUUGCUCCUCCCAAAAUCCCGCCUGGCCCCGGCCUCCAGCUCAAGCUGAGCUCGUGGACUCCCCUCAACCACGCGCCCACCAACGACAAGGUAUUUGAAGAAAGAAGAGCCCUGCUCGGAAAAUGGUUUGACAAGUGGACGGACGGCCAGAGGAGGAGGAUCCUGGUGGACCUGCUGGAGCGCUGCUCGCUGUCCCAGCAGAAAUUCUGCUGCCGGCAGCUCCAGGCGCGCGUCCCCGCCGAGGCCGUGGAUUUCACCACGACGCUGCCGCGCGUCCUGACCUUGUACAUCUUCUCCUUCCUGGACCCGCGCAGCCUCUGUCGAUGCGCACAGGUGAGCUGGCACUGGAAGCACCUGUCGGAGCUGGACCGGCUGUGGAUGCCCAAGUGCCUGCGCUUGGGCUGGGUCAUCGCCUUCCGCCCCACGCCCCUGGAGCAGGGCGUGUGGAAGCAGCACUACGUGGAGACGGUGCGGGAGCUGCGCCUCACCACGCACAAGAUUCCUGCCAAGGACGAGUUCAUCGUGGUGGAUGUGCAGCCCGUAAAAAGUGACGACCCAGAGAGGAAACUUCCCGUGGCGGGACAGGGGAUGAGCAGGGCGAGAGCAGAGCCCCCUCCUUGGCGCUCAGCCGACAGGAACCCCACGGACACCGUCCGCUACAACUACCUGGACAACUGCGACCCCAUCGAGCAGGCCAGGCAGGCCCAGUUUUCCCUUCCUGCAGAUCCCGAGCCCAUCCCGAGGCCACCGCUCCGUCCCUGGGUGUCCCCCCAGCACCCCGGGGUGCCGCUCUCCAAGGCCGCCAUCGAGGCGCGGGCCCGGAGCUCCCUCUGGAACGCCGGGAUCCGGCCGGGACCCAUCCGAGCGCCGAAGCCGCGGCCGAGAGGACCCGGAGAUGUCACUGGGGCGGACACCGGGUCCCCAUCCUCUCCUCCGUUUGAGGCUCAGCCCUGGCGCAUUCCUUCAUCCGACCAAGGAUCCGACACGGAAUAAGGGAGGAUCCAGAGCGUCCCUCAUCCCAGCAGGACAGAAAUUUCUCCGCCUGGCACUGGGGAAACGACAGGAAAGCUCCUGCUGGGUUUGGGAUCUGAAAUGGAAUUGGGAAAGGAUUCUGGAAUUUUGACCACAGAGAUGCUUCCUUAGAUCCUUGCCAAGCUGCUGGACCUCAUGGGAUGCUGCCUGUGGAUCAUUUGGACAUCCUGGGAAAACCUGGAGACGGAAUUCCUUUCUCACGCUGAAGCAAUCCCAUCUUUCCCAUGGUGGCAGCGAGGGGGAAAUCAAAUCCGGCACUCUGGAUUUGCACGUGGAUCCACGAGGAGCUGGAAUUCAUUUAAGAGAUUGGGAAUCCCGCGUUCCCGCUCUCCCUGGUCUUUCCUGCAGUUUGGGAAAUUCCCAGAAAAUGUAACGAUGAGCAGUUUUGAGGAUAAGGGGAUUGAAAGCACGGCGAUUUGAAUUCAUCCCAGAGAGAUGGGGAAAAUCCAAACCUUUCCAAACACCGGGAAAAACCACGGCAAGCACACGGAUCCUCAGCAUUUACGGACCAAAGAAACAUUUCAGGGGAAAUUCCAACCACAGAACCAUUAAGGAUGGAAAGGAUCUUUUGGAUCACCAAAUCCCGUUUCCCUUAAAAGACGUCGGCGGUUUUCCCGACGCUCCCAAUUCUCCGUUGGGUGGAACGAAGAUUCCAUUCUUCCCACAAAGAAAUCCCUCCCGAUAUCCGACCCGAUCCUCCCCUGGUGGAAUUCGAGGCCGUUUCAGCGGGGAUUGGGAGGAAACUCCUGCUCUUGAUUGUGACGCUUCAGGGUUUCGCGGAUUUUGGUGACGCCACAGCAUCCCCUGGAUUGAGAGCACCCAAAUCAUGGAUUUGACAGCUCCUUAUCCCAGACUUUGGGGUUUUUCCUGGUUUUCCUGGUGAUUGGAAGGACGAGUUCAUCCCAACCAACAUGAAGGCCUAAAAUGUAAUAAAUCUGAGCUGCCGCCUCCCAAAAAACCAGCCAGGAACUCACAGGCGGGAAUUAUCUCCCGCGUCUUCAGAUCUGUUAAUCAUGCAGGAGAACAGACCGAUGGAUUUUGAUUAAUAAAGCAAAACGUUGAGAAUUUAGUGGAGCGAACCAAAGCAUUCACCAGCAUCAUUCCCUGGAAUUCCAAACCUCUCCUCUCCUCUCCAGCAUUUUUUUUUAAUGAAUAAACCAAAUUAAACUGAUCGCUCCAGGGGUGUUUCCUUGGCUUCCUAAAUCCAGGCUUUUUUUGGUUUCCAUCAGGCAGCGGUUGAGGGUUAGAUCCACGUUCCAAGCACGGAAAUUAUGUCAGAGGUUUAUCUUUUCCCAUCAAUAUUCCCUGGAAUUGUGCAAUUCCCAGGAUCUGAGAGCUCCUGGCUCCGUGCCUUUGCUGCAUCUUAAGUGCUCACUGCACAUUUUAAAGCUUAAACCUUCUCUAAUUUGUUUUUUUGGGUCUUUUUUUGGGUUUUUUGGUUGUUUUUUGUUUGGUUUAGUUUUUGGU